Messenger RNA from Petromyzon marinus (sea lamprey), 3405 nucleotides. RefSeq names its product acyl-CoA desaturase-like. The record is from RefSeq and is a predicted model, not a curated record. Gene Ontology annotation, cellular component: endoplasmic reticulum membrane. Lineage: Eukaryota; Metazoa; Chordata; Hyperoartia; Petromyzontiformes; Petromyzontidae. Gene Ontology annotation, biological process: unsaturated fatty acid biosynthetic process. Gene Ontology annotation, molecular function: stearoyl-CoA 9-desaturase activity; iron ion binding.
AGGCCCCGCUGGCCCCCACCUGGCGAGAAGCGGCAGCAAAAGCGGACGGCGAACCACCUCCGUUCACACUCUUAUCUCUCUCUCUUCCCUUCUUUAUUUUAACUUCUCUCUCGCUCUCCUCUUUCACUCUUGCUCCCCCCCCACCCACCACCUCUUACUCGCUCUUCUUCUUCUUCGUUCACUCUCAUCGCCCACUCCACCGUCAGCCCGCUCUCGGCGGCAAGUAACGGGCAACUAAAAACAAAUUUGGCCUCAAAAGCGCACGGGAGAGGAAAUUUUAAACUGCAAGAGGGGGGAAAAAAAUAUCGUUGGGUAAAUUCUUUAUUUUAUUGUAAACAUAGAGGAUUAAAAAAAAUUUAUAAAAAAAUUUACUAAAGCAACGAACAGCAAAAAGCAACUAGCAUAAUAAUCAUUUCUCAAUACUGUAUUACCAGUACAGUACCUUAAGCCUAGUUUCAAACGGCUUGCGGCCACCAUUAGCUACGCAACAAUUCUAGCCAGAAUAAAUAUUCAUCAUCGUCAUCGAACGCUGCUGCCUUCUCAGCCAACAACAAUAACGCAACCAGCCGAGGCCACAAACACCCCGUCUAUCUCUUCUCUCCUCACCGCUGCCGGUCCAUUGUUUUUUUGAGUCGAGAGCGAGGAGAAAUCAGGUGCAGUCAACCAGCUCGGGUUGGUGGGGGGUUAUUUUUGUGUGUGUUAAGUCAAAAGGAGAUUUUUUUUUUUUUUUAAAAAAAAAGCACAAUGGGUCUCAGGGAGCGCAAGUCGCCCUCGGAGACGGCGCUCGAAUGCCAACAGGCAGUGGACAGGAGCGGACCGGAGUAUGUGGACAUCCUGGAGCUUCCCGACCAGGAGGUCAACAAGAAGGCAUCUGCCACCGAGACCAGCAGCAGCACAAACGGCGGUCCUCCGUCCAUCACCAGCAACACCGUCGAUUCCUCCGUCUCCAAGGCGACGGACGACGAGGACCUGAGCAGCACCGUGACCUCCGCAUCAGCUCCGCGUCGCGUCGUGUGGAGGAACGUGAUUCUCAUGAGCCUCCUGCACCUCGGAGCGCUCUACGGGCUGCUGCUGCUACCCGUCGCUCACCCCAUCACCUGGGUCUGGACUUGGUUCUGCUUCACGGUGAGCGCGCUGGGCAUCACUGCGGGCGCGCACCGCCUCUGGAGCCACCGCUCCUACAAGGCCUCCUUGCCGCUGCGGGCCCUUCUCGCCGUCGCCAACUCCAUGGCUUUCCAGAACGACAUCUUUGAGUGGUCACGUGACCACCGCGUGCACCACAAGUUCUCAGAGACCCACGCCGACCCGCACAACGCCAAGCGCGGCUUCUUCUUUUCCCACGUGGGCUGGCUCCUCCUGCGCAAGCACCCCGAAGUCAUCACCAAGGGCAAACGCCUCGACCUCUCGGACCUGGAGAAAGACCCCAUUGUGCAGUUCCAGCGCAAGUACUACAAGCCCUCCGUUGUGCUCAUGUGCUUCAUCGUGCCCACGGUGGUGCCCUGGUACUUUUGGGGAGAAACCAUUCACACCGCCUUCUACCUGGCGGGGCUGCUGCGAUACACGCUGGCGCUCAACGCCACGUGGCUGGUCAACUCGGCGGCGCACAUGUACGGCAUGCGGCCCUACGACAAGAACAUCAACCCGCGGGAGAACCGCUUUGUCACCAUCAGCGCCAUCGGCGAGGGAUUCCACAACUACCACCACACGUUCCCGUACGACUACGCGACCAGCGAGUACGGCUGGCGGCUCAACCUCACGACGAUGUUCAUCGACUUCAUGUGCUGGGUGGGACUGGCGAGCGAGCCCAAGAAGGUGUCGCGGGAGAUGGUGAUGGCGCGCAAGAUGCGCACGGGCGACGGCAGCGGGCGCAGUGGCUAGCCGGGGGCCCCCGCCGCGUGUGGAGCCGCACGAUGCGCCCGAGGUUGGGGGGGGGGGGGCGGGGGGGGGGGGGGGGGGGGGGGGGGGGCGGUGGGGGGGUGGGCCCGGGGGGACGCACGUCACCGGCGGGUGCUGCCUCCUCCCACUCACCCACUACGGAAUUCGGCCGGCGGGCGGUCCUCCCCCGUCCCCGCCCGCCCCCCUCACCGCGCUAACCGCGUUGACAAGGGGGGCGGCGUAGACGGAACGGGAGCAGCCCGAUCCUGACGCGUGUCUCUCCACGGCCGCGGGAAAAUGCGCACCCAGCGUUUGUGCUUUAGACGGGGGAAGAGACGGUACGAUGUAACGCGAAGCACUUAAAAUUAUUAUUUUUUAAACCCCCCCCCGAAAAAAAAACGUGCAAAAAAUAAAAACUCGUGCGCACCGCACUUUAUGAAAUUUUAUCGCGCGCCCGUUACGCCCCCUUCCCCCGCCCCCCGCCAAAUUGUUGUGGCUUCCGGGAAAGUUGAUUCCGCCGUGGGUGGAAUGCGUCUCGCGCGCGGAAACCAAGCGUGCUUUGCGGAGCCUGGUCGGUGUGCGCCGGUGCGCCGCGCUGUAAUUGCGUCCCCGAUGGGAAGUGGCACGCUAAAUAAACACGUUAAUGAGCAUCCACCCCCCCCACCCCCACCCCCACCCUCAAAGGACCCAGCGGCCCGAUGCAUUUUCGCGUCUCCCGGCCCCGAGAGUGUCGUUUUGCCGGCGCCGAGCGCAAGCGCGUGACGCCGUGCGAUUGGUUUUUUGGCCCAAGGCCGCCGGGAACCCCCCCCCCAACGCAUUCCGAUGGCUGCAGCGAUGCUGCUGGGCAGACCAGGUGACCGGGUAGUUACCGCACGGUCGGGGUCACAGCUGUGUGUGUGUGUGUCCCCCCCAACUCGACUCAUCCCCCCCCCUCCCCUGCCAACCCCAUGUCUACCCUCCCAUUACUGACCUCUUCCCUUACCGCCCCUCUUUAAUCCCACCUACUACUGCCCCCUUCUUACCCUCGUUCAAUCCGAUGCCCUACCCCUCCCAAACGGGCCCAGGUGACAGUGAUGUCCCUUGUAACCUUGUGCUCGUUGUGAACCGCUUGACUUAGCUCUUACCUGUUUACUGUUUGCUAUAUGUAGCACAUGAUUUCGAAGUGAUAGGCUUAUACAUAUAUAUUUAGAUAUGUGAUGACAACAAAUAAUAAAACCACAGGUGAAAUUGCUGACCAUCUGUUGAAUACAAUAAUUUCUAACUUUGUGAGUUUUUGGAUCAGAUCUGGAACCUGGAGCUUGUGAUAAGAGAUUUAGGCACAGGAAUCUUCAGUUCGUAAUUUUUACAAACUUACUUUUGACUGUGCCAACUAAACAACAAAGAUCAGACGACACUGCUGAGCUUUUCAUCGAGUUUUAUUUAAUUGAACUGAUCAGGAGGUGUUUGAGUGUAUGCAGGCAAUCCGAUCGAUGUCUGAUUAACUGCUUUACUGUUUAAAAAAAAUAAUAAAAUAUAAAAAUGUCGACAGAA